AUGCUUUGUCUCUUGAUCAUUUUCGGUGCCGUCAACUGGGUGAAUGCUCUUCCCAGUGCAGCCACUUGUUCGAAUUCUCUCCCCAAGCCAAAUGUCCCCGGAGCCAUCGUUACUUCUUUGACUGCAUCAAUUGUUCACAAUUAUGCUGUCAACAUCACCGGCGAAUCAAAUAAUUGGCCUGGUCAGAACAUCACAGGCCUCGACUUCUGCCAAGUCAAUGUGAGCCUCACUCAUCCCGGGACGGGAGAUCAUGUCAACAACCAGGUGUGGCUUCCUCUGACCGGAUGGAAUGGCGUCUUCCUAGGUGUGGGAGGCGGUGGAUAUGUUGCUGGAUCCUGGUCAUCGCUGGCACCAGCUGUCGAGCGCGGCUAUGCCGCUGUGUCCACCGAUGCGGGACACGCUCAGAAUAACUCUGGAGACGCCACGUCGUGGGCGCUAGUCAGCGAAGGUGACGUAAACCAGAACCUCCUGGUUGACUUUGCGUCGAGGUCGGUUCAUGACAUGACGGUGCUAGGAAAGGCUGUCACCACCAGUUUCUAUGGGUCUGCGCCCAAGUAUGCGUAUUGGCAAGGAUGUUCGACAGGCGGCCGACAGGGUCUUAUGGAAGCACAGAUGUAUCCGGACGACUAUGAUGGCAUUGUCGCUUCGGCUCCUGCCAUCAACUGGAAUGACUUCACUCCGGCUCAGCAGUGGCCAUACACCGUGAUGAACAACGAGCAUUAUGCCCCCCCUCAAUGUGAGUUCGAUGCUGUUAACGCUGCUGCAGUUGCAGCAUGCGACCAUCUGGAUGGCCUACGAGAUGGUAUCAUUGGUGCUCCUGGACUCUGCAAGUUUGAUCCUUCAAGUCUUAUUGGCAAGAACUAUACCUGCCAGACCGAUGGGACAAUUAGGCGCUUUUCGAGCAAGACGGCGACCGUUGUGAAGAAGAUUUGGCAGGGUCCGACCGCUGCAAAUGGCACAGCGCUCUGGUAUGGAAUUCUUCCUGGCACCAAUUUCAGCUCGCUGGCGCCUACCGAGACCUUCAAAAAUGGCACCACUGUUGCAGAGCCAUUCGGUAUUUCAGACAGUUGGUUCCGCGACUUCUUGUUCAAGGACGCCGACUACAACACUUCUAAUAUCACCUACUCCGAGUUCCCGGGAUUGAUCCAUGAAUCGCAUGUGGAGUAUGAUUCUAUAAUGGGUACGAUGAACGCGAAUUUGUCCGCUUUCAAAGUUUCUGGCGGAAAAAUGAUCACCUGGCAGGGUCUCGCUGACAACCUGAUUAUGCCGAACGGGACCAUGAAUUAUUUUGGCAGAGUCAAAGCCUUGGAUCCGAAUGUCACGGAUUUCUAUCGUGUCUUCUUUGCUCCUGGCGUGGGACACUGCGGUGGCGGAGGAAGUGGCCCGAUUCCAGACAACGCCUUGAUGGCCUUGAGGAACUGGGUGGAAAAUGGAACAGCUCCGGAAGUGCUGCCGGGUUCGAGCGGGUACAAGGUCAAUGGGACUGUUCGACAUCAGAACUUGUGUCUAUAUCCACUUGUCUCAAAGUACGACGGAAAGGGCGAUCCAACGAGUGCCUCCAGUUUCACAUGUGCAAAGAAUUUCUGA
This is a messenger RNA of Fonsecaea erecta, 1587 nucleotides long. RefSeq lists its product as hypothetical. The record is from RefSeq and is a predicted model, not a curated record. Lineage: Eukaryota; Fungi; Ascomycota; Eurotiomycetes; Chaetothyriales; Herpotrichiellaceae. Bases 1 to 1587 code for a protein of 528 amino acids. The transcript has a single exon.